Messenger RNA from Pantherophis guttatus, 4558 nucleotides. RefSeq names its product DEAD-box helicase 17 (gene DDX17). NCBI's taxonomy places the organism in Eukaryota, Metazoa, Chordata, Lepidosauria, Squamata, Colubridae. The record is from RefSeq and is a predicted model, not a curated record. Gene Ontology annotation, molecular function: ATP binding; nucleic acid binding; RNA helicase activity.
GAUUCAAGAGACGUAACUUACGCAACAACCGGGCUGGCCGAUAGCGUAAGAGGCGGCAAAUCGGGGUGACGGCGGCCAUUUUGUGUCUGGAGGCCGGAGAAGAAAGGCUGGUUUCCUUUUUAACCAGCGCCAAGCAGUUCCUGACGCGACUCGGCUCUCAGAGGCUCCAGAAAACCAAUUCCAACGGCUGUCUAGCUAGGAAAAUUAAGUCCCGGGAGUUGUUUUUAUAGCCACAAAGCAGCAGUAAAGUUCAGAGUAGGCGCGGUUGGGCCUCUCAGCGCUACCCUUCACAUAGUCGCGCACAGGGGUCCCUUUUCCUGCUUGGGAGAAUGCGAGGCUUCGGUGACCGAGGCCGCGAUCGUGACCGCGGCGGGUUUGGUAGCCCUCUACCUCCUAAAAAGUUUGGAAAUCCAGGGGAGCGUUUGCGGAAGAAGAAGUGGGACUUGAAUGAACUACCCAAGUUUGAGAAAAACUUUUAUGUUGAACAUCCGGAAGUAGCAAGACUCACUCCUUAUGAAGUUGAAGAGUUGAGAAGAAAGAAAGAGAUUACUGUAAGAGGGUCAGAUGGUUGCCCCAAGCCAGUAUUUGCCUUUCAUCAGUGUAACUUUCCACAAUAUGUAAUGGAUGUCUUGAUGGACCAACAUUUUACUGAACCAACUCCAAUUCAGUGUCAGGGCUUUCCUUUGGCCCUUAGUGGGCGUGAUAUGGUGGGCAUUGCACAGACUGGCUCUGGGAAAACAUUGGCAUAUUUGCUACCUGCAAUUGUUCAUAUAAACCACCAACCAUACUUGGAAAGGGGAGAUGGUCCAAUUUGUUUAGUUUUAGCUCCUACUCGAGAACUGGCCCAACAAGUCCAACAAGUAGCUGAUGAUUAUGGUAAAUGUUCAAGACUGAAGAGUACCUGUAUAUAUGGAGGAGCACCCAAAGGCCCCCAGAUUAGAGAUUUAGAAAGAGGUGUUGAAAUUUGUAUUGCUACACCUGGCCGUCUGAUUGAUUUCCUGGAAGCAGGGAAAACUAAUCUUCGCCGCUGUACAUAUCUUGUAUUGGAUGAAGCUGAUAGAAUGCUGGAUAUGGGUUUUGAACCUCAGAUUCGUAAAAUUGUUGAUCAAAUACGGCCUGACAGGCAAACACUCAUGUGGAGUGCCACUUGGCCAAAGGAGGUGCGACAGCUGGCUGAGGACUUCCUGCAUGAUUAUGUCCAGAUCAAUGUGGGGAACUUAGAGCUGAGUGCCAAUCAUAAUAUCCUGCAGAUAGUGGAUGUGUGCAUGGAGAACGAGAAGGAUCAUAAAUUAAUACAGCUGAUGGAAGAAAUUAUGGCUGAAAAAGAGAAUAAGACUAUUAUCUUUGUGGAAACAAAACGGCGAUGUGAUGACCUAACACGAAGGAUGCGUAGAGAUGGUUGGCCAGCUAUGUGUAUUCAUGGAGACAAAAGUCAGCCUGAACGAGAUUGGGUGCUUAAUGAAUUUCGUUCUGGAAAGGCUCCUAUCCUCAUUGCCACAGAUGUUGCAUCUCGUGGGCUAGAUGUGGAAGAUGUGAAGUUUGUGAUAAACUACGACUAUCCAAACAGUUCAGAGGAUUAUGUGCAUAGAAUUGGCCGUACUGCCCGUAGUACCAACAAAGGCACUGCCUAUACAUUCUUCACACCAGGAAAUCUGAAACAGGCUAGAGAGUUAAUAAAAGUUCUAGAAGAAGCCAAUCAAGCCAUCAAUCCAAAACUGAUGCAGCUUGUGGACCACAGAGGUGGUGGUGGUGGAGGAGGUGGUCGUUCUCGUUAUCGCACAAGCAAUUCAUCCAACAAUCCUAAUUUGAUGUACCAGGAGGAGUGUGAGCGAAGGCUCCGGGGAGUUAAGGAUGGCCGAAGAGACUCAAGUAAUUUCCGAGACCGUGAUCGCACUGACAGUUUUGCCAAUGGAGCCAACAAAGCCUAUGGUGGUGCUUACGGAAAUGCAACUUCUGCAUUUGGGGCACAGCAAAGCCAAUAUGGUUAUGCCCAGGGAGCCUAUGGAACUGCAACUUAUGGAGCAAGUGGUUAUGGGGCAGAAUAUGGUGCUGCUGGGUAUGGGGGAGCCAGCACUGCUAAUGCUGGGAGAAACUCACAAAGCACCAACCAACAGCAGUAUGCAGGGAUGGGCCGUUCAGGCCAGCAGCCACAGCCUCUCAUGUCACAACAGUUUCCUCAGCCUCCUGGCACCAGUGUGAUGGGCUAUAUGGGGCAGACUGCCAGUUAUCAGUAUCCUCCACCGCCACCACCCCCUCCUCCUUCACGCAAAUGAAGCCACUUCAUUUAGUGGUUAUCAGUGAAGAUUUGCAACCCUUUCUCACUUUUUCUGUCUCUUCCCAUUCUCAACAUCAUCUCCAUAGUGAUGUUUUUCUUACCAUCCAAAUUGUGCCCACAAAAAUGGUCCUGGUACACAUUAACUGAUUUUCUUUUAAAAACUAGUAUCAACUAUGGAAAACUAAUUACCUUAUGGCCUUGCAUUAUGUAAUCUGAAAUUUUCUGUCUCAAAAAAGAAAGAUCUACAAGGCAGUUUUGUCCCAGUCCAGCUGUUAUUGUGUCUGAGGCUUGUGUAUGAAAAAUUGCUGUGGAGAGGACUUUGGUGCAAUCACUAUAAUAUAAACAUCAAAAAAGAUAGUGCUAAGGAGUACCUCCUUUUUAACGGAAUAUUAAAUGUGUGAUUUUUGCUUACUGAAAUUGAGACUUAGAUUUUCUACAGCUAAUGAAAUGAGGUCUUGGAUUUGACAUAGGAGAAUUUGGGAAGAUAAUUUCUCUGGUUUGACUCUACUUAUUCUUUCAAACUUCUACAAAAUGUAAAAAUAAUUUUGAGUUUAGCUAGCGUUUCUGCAGCUUCUGAAUGUCUUACCAGCCCUGUGCAUAAGGGAUGUAAGUGUUGGAGAUUAAUGUUCUGUUGCAAUGCAUUUUCACCUUAGGUGUAAUCACAGAAUUGCUACACUUUAUUUUUAUUGGAUUUUUCUAUGGCUCUUAGAUUUCACCCAAGAUAUCACAAAUGACAUCUGCCCCAUAAUUUCAACUCGGGGGUUGAAGUUGUACUUAUAACAAAAGGUAUAUCUAUAAACAUGGGGAAUCUAUACAGUUCCUAUAUGUUCAUCAUCUGAUCCAUUUACUUGGUAUCAAGAUUCCUCAAUGGACAUGCGUGAGAUCCCACUGCAUUAAGCAAAAGUGUUCCAUUUUUCAGAUUUACUUAAGCUAAACAAAAUCUUAAAAUCUCAUAAAGGGAUGGUGAGGAGAUAGCUAAUAUGCCUUGAAGCUGCAUUUAUAUCCACAUCUGACUAGGUUUCCAAUGGCUUUAUGAGUGAGUUUCUUCAGCUGGCUCCUAUACUCAGCUUUUACAGGUAGGUAGCACCCUAGAUUUUAGGAGGAGAGAGAACUUUAGCAAAUGCUUUCAUUCAUUUUUGUUUUUUUUCCCAGUCUGAGAAAGGUUUAAAGUUGGGGAGUGGGGAGGGUGGGAUGGGAUAUUCAAAUAUUAAAGUUUCUGUUUUGUAAGUAGCAGGAGAAAGUUGAUAGUAGUUGGUUUCACCUGUUAUGUCCAGAUAAACAUGGCAGGAAAAUCUCUUCUGUCCUAAGAGACAGAAUCUAUGGGGGUUUUCUUUUCUUUUUUUCUUUUUUUUUUCAGUUUUGGGAAACAGGUUGUUAAAACAACUGAGUUAUUUAUAGCAAUGUGGGUUUGACUUAUAAAAAUGGGAUUUAAAUACAUGUUUCUCAAUAAGAGCAGGCUGGAGAAUAAUAACCACUUGUGUGCCUGCGCACAUCAUACAGGUAGGUUGUUGGUACAGACCUUGUACAAUAAAGGCUUGCUAGUUAAAUCCUCUUUCUCAGUUUGAGUUUCCAUAAUCGUAAUUAAGAUAUAUAUUUGGCAGUUAUCUUCAUUGAAAAUAUUAGAAAUGAACAUUCAUUUACUGAACACUGCCUGAUUUGUAUUUUCUUUCUUAAUAAAAACAUCAUGGAGCUGUUGUUCAUGCAGAAAUAAAUCUACAGGCCUAGAGUAGGGUUGGGGGGGUAGAAUAAAUUCUUCCCCAUUGUCUUUAAAGGAAUUUGGUCUUCAUCUUUGCCAAUAGAAAAUUGUAUUAGGGCCUUACAGUGCUGUACUGUAGCUUGAACAUAGUUACAGCUUGGUGUGUGUUGUGCUCAGACUGAGCAUUAACAAAUAAUUGAACUCUGACAUGUACAGCUUGUUUCCACAUAUCAGUUUAAAAAUGUGGCCAAUUGGUAAUAAUAUUUGCUCAGUAAAUAUACCAAUAUCCAGCCUAUAUUCCCUUUUACAAAAGUCAUUGUGUAGGCUUUGUUUAGUUAAAAGAUGCAGACUCUUAAAACCCUGCAGGCUUCUUAGGUUGAAUCAUUGGGGACUGUUUUUCCCCCAUAUUGGUAUUUGAACACAUUCCUGUUCUGUGAAUAAAGACUUGAAAAGAAGAGAUUCAUAGCUCUCUGAUGUUCAGGCACAGUAUAUUAAAAAGCUAUGUUACUAUUAGUUUGUAAAUUGUCCUUUUGAUACCAUCUUGUUUUCUUUUGUAGGUAUAAAUAAAAACACUGUUGUCAAUAAAA